AUGGCCGCGCGAGAUUCAGAUGAUUCUGUCGACUUUACAGACGAAGGAGAGCUUGCCGAAGUCAACAGCCUCGUCAAGAAAAUUUUUGACAUUUUGAACAGGGAGACUUCUCGGGUUCGUAAGGAAAAAGAAGCUUUUGAUGAUGUAGCAAAGAAACUCGAGCACGUCCAUUUUUCUAAGACGUUAAAGCUGAACAUUGGCGGCCAACUGUUUACAACGAGUCUAGAGACAAUGAAGAAAGAUCCUGGGUCAAUGCUACAUGCGAUGUUUUCCGGUAGAUUUGAUUCAAAGCCCGCUGAAGACGGUUCCUACUUCAUUGACCGUGAUGGAACUCACUUCCGAUAUAUCCUGAACUACCUUCGAACAGGGCAGCUAGUUGUUCCAGAAGACAAGAUCAUUCGUAAAGAGUUGUUAACUGAAGCUGAGUUUUACCAAGUCCAAGGAAUCAUUGAUGAGCUCAAAGCCAGCCCCUUUGAAGAUUCCUUUAUUUUGUCCACAGAGCACCGCCAAACCUUGACCAAUUGGUUGAAACACACGCUGACAAGUGCUGGCCACACCUACUCCCUGAUAUAUCGCGCCUCUCGUAAUGGCUGGGCAGCCUCCAACUUUCACUCUUUCUGCGAUCGCAAGGGACCAACUGUGGUGGUUGUCAAAAGUGGGAAUUAUAUCUUUGGAGGCUACACAGAACAACACUGGGACUGUAAGUAGCAUAGGGGAACUCAUAGCUCUUUAAAACAAAAGCAACGGGGUUAAAAUUUGUGACUGAUUGGUUUGAUAUAGCAGGGCAGUCAGUAAGAUAAUUCAAUUGCUCGGUGUAUGCAUUUAGCAAGUGUCCUACCAUCCCAAUGUUGUCUAGUCUGAAAUGUCCCACGUCUCCACCCCCUGAACCCGUGGGGGCACAGGGGAAAGAGGUGUCUUAAUUGUGAGCAUUAUAGAGUUGUCUGGUGACAUCACCUACUUUUGCAAAUAUGGCAGGUAUUUUUUUGGAUUGGCUAUUGCAUGUAAGUUUCUGAAAAACCAACCCUUUUAUUACUGGCUCAACGGGCUGAGGAAAACAUCCAGUUCGAAAUAGUGUUGACAGGCCAAUGGCCUCUUCACUAAGUAAAGACUCAACCAUAGUGGCAUCUGAUGAGGAAAUGCUUUAAUUCCAAAACUGCAGUCUUGCUUUAGGCACUUGUAACAAAAAAUGCACCACCAGUACAGUCAGAUAGGCUAUUAAGCUAAAACAAAAUUAAUUGAAACAGAGGAACUGUAGGACAUCGCGCUCCGGUCCAAAGACUCUGACUUCUCUCAAGAAAAACAAAAUGGGCUGUAUCAGCGCCUAAGAAAUGAUAUUGACUGGCUCUCAGUACAAUUCUCCUUAGUUGGUGUUGCUUUGGUUUAAGCUACAAUCUGAAUCUGAAGUUCACUUACCAUGAGAAUUCAACAUCCUGCCGGCAAACUACACUUAAGGUCACUUUAAAAGAGCUUGGUCUAACGUCAAAACAUAGCAGGAAAUCAUCACAUUGACAAACUACACACAUGCAGCUUUUCAGGUACUUCAGAGAAAACGAAAUUAAUUAAUAUCUUCUUUGAAAGGUUAUUUAGCUUAAGGUUUCAACAGAGGUCAUAGAAAAUCAGUACUAAACCAUACAUCUGACAUCAAAUCCUGCCAGAAACAACACAGAAAAUAAUAAUUAUUAUUCAGUAUGUAUGAAUCAGACCAGCUUCAUGAUCGAUAUAAUGAAACCUUGUUAUGCCCACAAAGUAAGGAUCAGUAAUUUAGUGAUUUUUGCUGGGGAUUAAGCUUUUUUUCAUAUUAUUAGCAUCUCUCCAAUAGCAAGGUGUGCACAAGGUGAAGGGUCAACUCGAGUAAAAUUUAAUCUCUAUAAUUAUCUAUUACACAGAGUUCUCUUAGUCUACAAGAUUGAAAGCUUCUUACUAUUCCUACCAUAGUGACCAUAAUACUCUUUUAUUAUGUGGACACUUGGCCCUCUCACUUUGGAAUCUUGAUUAUGGGGGAUUUUGCUUUGCUCCAAACUGUCUUCCGUACAAUUGUUAAAGUAAAUAUGACAAAAAUAUUUUUAAGAAUCAAGUCAUUUUUUAUCUGACCGUUUCCUUUGCUGUUAGGAUUUCUGUGUUACAGACUGUCAAACCUCUUUAUUACAGAUACUAAGGGAACAAAAUCAAGUGUCUGUAUAAGAGAGGUUAGGAACUGUGUGAAGUUUGAUAAUUUUGGGACCAUAUCAUGCAGGCCUCAGUUAUUCAAAAGGUGCCGUGAUAGCACCUAUCUAGUGGAUAAAUCUCUAUCCAGUGGAAAGUGGUUUCCCAAUACUUCUCCGCUGGGUAGUGAUUUAUCCUCUGGAUAGCUCUACCCAACAUUUGAACAACUGGGGCCAGAACUAUAUCCAUGCUGGGGAAGUGUCCAAAUUAUAGACUGAAGUGUCUGUUAGGAGGGGUUGGACUGUAGUAAUUUGACCAGUGUUACAAUGUAUAUUAUAUAGAUACUGGUAACUCAUGUGGUUUAAAUGUCAAGGGGGGGGGGAGGGUGAGGGGUAGACAGUUGCACUUUGGAUGUUGAUGUAGCAUAUGCUGCCUGUUUCUUUAAACCUUCACUCUUAUCCAGACAAAAAUACAACAUUUCCUACACCCAUAUAGGACCUGCCUCCACUUUACGAACUCAAGGCAUCCUAAGUUAAUUUUUUUUUAUACCUUUUUCGUAGGUGUGGUGGGUUAAUUUCAUCCUUGGUCUCAAUUUUAUUUUCCUUUGUUUCAAACUCAUUAUCAUACAUUAUCAUAUAUUACCAUAUCCAAAAGCAAAGGAAAUUAAAAUUUAAACCAAGGAUAAAAUUGAACACAACAUUGGUAUAAUAUUUGUUUGUUAACAAAUUCCCCAUUGUUAUGAGCCAUUUAUUUGUUGAGAUAUAAUCUUAGAAGAAGAACUGUUUCUGAAUCUGGGGUCUAAGCCUCUUCAAUUCUUCAAUGGCACCGGCUUCUACACCAUGUUCUUAUAAGAAAAUGUGGAUCUGUCUGUCUGUGGUUUUUCUGAAGGAGAAAUCCCACAUUAAUAUACCCAAUGGUAUUUUUUGUAACCUAUCUUUCCCUGUUUUUGCCUUAAAAUAAAGAGGAGAAUAAUUUUGUUGACUUUCUCAGACCAAAUGCCAGACCAAAUGCCAGACCAAAAUGGUCGAAACAGUAAGCUCACUUCCCUUGAUUAUAAAAAAAAUUAUGGCUUAAAAACCAUACCAGCACAUCAAUAUACAGUUGAAACUCUCUAAGGCGGCCACCUUGGGGACAGAAGAAUUGGCCAUUGUUGAAACAAGAGUGAAUGUAUAGACUGUCCGCCCAAAAAAAAAAUUCUGUUGUAGAGAGGUGGCCGUUUGUGGAGGAUCGACGGUAGAUUUUAUAGGCUUGCUAGCCAAGGUCACUUUAUCAAUGCACACGUUUUUUCUUCCCAGCUAUUCCUAAUGGUGCCUACAGAACAGAUCCAAACUCCUUCCUUUUUAGCUUGGUGAAUCCCAGUGGUCUACAGCCUUCAAAGAUGUCUCUUAUUCCCGGAAAGGAGAGUUCUGCUGUUCAUUGCCACAGUGGAAGCGGGCCUAGAUUUGGAAGUGGAUUCGAUCUUCACAUUCCUAACGCGCCUAAUUCUAAUAAUUGCUCAGUUAACUUGAAUAAAACAUAUGAACUGCCUCCUGGACAGAAUGCUAACACCUUCCUAACUGGAAACCAGAAUUUUACUCUAGCCGAAAUGGAAGUCUUUAAGUUUGAAAAGUAA
Molecule: messenger RNA, 3754 nt
Organism: Porites evermanni
Lineage: Eukaryota; Metazoa; Cnidaria; Anthozoa; Scleractinia; Poritidae
Source: the annotation of a GenBank genome assembly